CGUAGACACGCGGUAGACUCGUGUGGAAACGCCUCAAACUUAGUGUUACACGCCACUCUCACAAGCUUCCUUUAUUCUUCUCUGCAACUGCAACUCUCUCUUCACUAUUUAUAUAUUUGCCUCUCCUCUCUACACUUCUCCUAUCUCUCUCUUUCUGAAGUCGACGUAAAAUGGCGGGUAUGGGAGUAUAUUCAAGUCCAAAAAUGGAAUAUGUUGAAGGAGGUUGCUUCAGUUUUAUUAAUUCGUCGACUAGUCUAAAACUAUGGCCUAUGAUUGCGAGAAAAAACUUUCCAAUUUGGCGAAAAAGGGUACAAGUGACUUGUUCAUUGCCAAAUACAUUGUCUCCAUUAGGAUCAGAGGACAAUGCAACCUUAACUAGCAGUGAUUCCCUCGAGGAUGAGUUCAGCCACGUGACGAAAUUUGAAAUGUCUGAUUUUAAGAUACGGAAUCGUGUCAGCAUUGGCCUUGGUGGCAAGGGAGAUGAAAUAGUGUUUGAAGCAAUGGUGAAUGAUCCUCAUAGUCCAUUGUAUAAGACCAGAGUUGUACUUAGACAACUUCUUAGUGCUCGAGCAAAGCGGAGAGGACGUCGUGCAAUAGAGGUGUUGAAGAGACUGGCACGUCGUAAGCUCAUGUAUCAUUCGUACUCGAUGCAAGUGCAUGGGUAUAUCUGCUCAUCCAUGAUAGAUGAGAACAGUUCAUUCACCCUAGUCCAUGGGCAUCAUGGAAGUUCUUCAUUGAGACACUGGCUUCAACGAUCCGAUUGGCUUCCAACUCUGGAAGCUACUCUUUCUCUAGAUCAGGAGUCUGUUAGAAGGGUGGGGGAUGAUACUAUAGGAGGGCCAGCUAUUUCUCGACAAUUGCGACUAAUCCGAAUUCUAAUGAGGGAUCUCUUGAUUGGAGUGAACUAUGUACACAGCCAUGGCCUUGCUCAUACAGAGCUGAGGCUUGAAAAUUUGCACAUUAGCGCGGUGGAUAAACAUAUUAAAGUAGGUAUAUUGGGAAAUGCUGCUGACUUUAAUGAGGCUGAUCCUGCGGAUAACACAUCUGAUGACAAUAUGGAUAGGAGGAGAAUGAUGAUUGCAUUUGACAUGAGAUGUGUUGGAUUCAUCAUGGCAAAAAUGGUUUUGAGGGAACUCAUGGACCCAACGAUCUUUGCCAAGUUCAAAGCAUUCCUCACCAAGGGAAAUGAUCCCUCCUGUUUGCGCGAGUUUCUUGUGCAUGCUGUAAAAAGAAAUUCUUCAGCGGAAAAUUUUGGUUUACAAAUACUCGAUAGAAACUGGGGUGCUGGUUGGCAUUUGCUCUCAGUACUCCUUGCACCUAAACCUUUUGACAGGAUAAGUUGCUUAAAUGCUCUGAGGCACCCCUUCUUGUGUGGACCAAAAUGGCGUGUGAAUCCAUCAGUUGAUCUAAUCAGAUGGAGUCUUGGCUCAACCACUGUUCGAAUUGCAGAGGAAUACAUUUAUGGGCAGCAGCAGCGAAGUAGGCUUGCUCAUUUCAUUGAACUAAUGGAGAUGCUAAAUCCUUAUCCAAAGCCAAAGCAUUGGCUGGGAUUGCUUCCUGGAAAGUGGCGCCUGUUAUACUGUACUGGUAGACAUAUAGGAUUGACCCUUCGACAGCCUUCUGUUAGAGCACUCAUUGGGGAAGCAUACCUAACGAUAUCUAAAGUAUCAAAACCUAACACAACAUUUUCAGCUGCCUCGCAUAUUAGCUUCACUGUUAUGGCUGGUAGGGACUGGGCUCAUGACAAGUCUGGUGUAGGUGGAAAAUUGCAAGUUAAUUCAUUUUCCAGAUUGAGAGCUGGGAGACGGUUAUAUCUUAAGGAGGAAACUACCACCUCGACAUCUCCCUCAGCUACACCAGAUGCUCAAGCUUCCGUCCUGAAAAGGUUAUCCAGUAAGAAAUGGAGGAAAGCCAUCCCGAUAAACGAAGUCCCUUCAAGCCUUUCUGUAGCUAAGCUUGUGUCAAGUGAAAUCGACGUGAUGAUGAGUCUUAAUGAACCACUGAGUGGAAACAUGGAAGUUGCACAGAAAGCACUUCAAGAAGUACGCACUCAAAUACCUCCUGAAAUGUUUGAUCUGUCAAAAAUCGUUUGCGGAACAUAUUUAGAUUCAAGAUUGCUUGUGCUUCGAAGUGUAAAUGGAUCUGCCCUCGUUUUUACUAGAUGUACAAAUGACAGUUGAUUGUGACUAAAAAAAAUUAUUCAUCCA
Molecule: messenger RNA, 2207 nt
Organism: Lycium barbarum (goji berry)
Lineage: Eukaryota; Viridiplantae; Streptophyta; Magnoliopsida; Solanales; Solanaceae
Product: probable plastid-lipid-associated protein 14, chloroplastic
Exons: 14
Coding region: 171-2180 (669 amino acids)
Biological process (GO): protein phosphorylation
Molecular function (GO): protein kinase activity; ATP binding
Source: RefSeq, a predicted model, not a curated record